Messenger RNA from Galendromus occidentalis (western predatory mite), 1282 nucleotides. Its product is annotated as mitochondrial tRNA-specific 2-thiouridylase 1. The transcript is spliced from 2 exons. Bases 119 to 1282 code for a protein of 387 amino acids. NCBI's taxonomy places the organism in Eukaryota, Metazoa, Arthropoda, Arachnida, Mesostigmata, Phytoseiidae. The record is from RefSeq and is a predicted model, not a curated record. Gene Ontology annotation, molecular function: sulfurtransferase activity. Gene Ontology annotation, cellular component: mitochondrion. Gene Ontology annotation, biological process: tRNA wobble position uridine thiolation.
GCACGGCUCUCCUACCAGUAGAGCGGAUUAGAAAAUUCGUGCCAGCGAAUCUCUGUGAGCACGAUGAAGAGCUCCUGGUGAUUUUUCUGACUUCUCGGCGACGGAGCUCUCAAGAAAGAUGAUCGCCUGCGCGUUGUCGGGCGGAGUGGAUUCCGCGGUUAGUCUUCAUCUAUUACUGAAGCGAUUCCCACGUCGACUCGUGAAAGCCGUAUUCAUGAGGAACUGGAACGAAGGCGGCGAUAUUCAAUGCCCGCUCUCCGAGGACCUCAGCAGCGCUCAAGCUGUCGCCGAACAUUUCGAUGUGGAAAUCACGACAGUGGAUCUAUCCAAAGCAUAUUGGCUCAACGUCUUCGAACCGAUGCUGCAGGAGUAUACGAGCGGUCUGACUCCGAACCCGGACGUUCUUUGCAAUAGGCACAUAAAGUUCGGUCGUUUGCUCGAUUUCUGCCAGAAUGCUCUCGGAGCCGAGAAACUCGCGACAGGGCAUUACGCGCGAACUCGAACAUGCGAAUAUGACAAAACCACCCAUUUGCUCAGGGGUAAAGACCUCGUAAAGGACCAGACGUUCUUUCUCGCUGGGAUUCACCGUAGCGCACUGCAAUUCGCAGAAUUCCCGAUCGGUGAGUUCUCGAAGCCGCAAGUGAAACGAAUGGCCGUAGAUAUGGGCCUACCGGAGCUGGCAGCUAGGAAGGAGUCCAUGGGAAUAUGUUUCAUAGGAAAGAGGGAUUUCAAAGGAUUCAUUGAUCAAUACGCUGAGGCGCGACCGGGGAACUUCAUUGACAUGGAUACCGGCCGAGUCGUUGGUGAGCACAAAGGCAAGCACAUGUGGACCUUGGGUCAGAGAGCCCUCCUGAGGAAUAGUCCGGCUCGCUACUUCAUCUCGAGAACAUCGGAAGGCAACGACAUCUUCGUAUGCGCUGGUCACGAUCAUCCCAGUCUUUUCGCUGAUUCCGUGAGAACGUUCACGCCUCACUGGAUCAAUCCGUCCUUCGAGGGCUGGACCGGAAACUUGACAUUUAAGAGUCAAAACAAAGAGCCUGUUGCCAGCUGCAAAAUAGUUGAGAAUACCGAGAAGGGUUUGAGUAUGAGGUUGGGACACUUCAAGCGAGCCGUGGCUCCAGGCCAGUAUAUCGCCCUCUAUGACGGUGAAGAGUGCGUCGGGUCGGCAAAGGUCCGAUGGAGUGGUGCCUCAAUAGAUUUGAGCGCUCAUGAUCACUCUGAUAUGGGGCGCACACUUUCGGGUCGUCGUUCAGAACGAGAUAUGUUAAGAGCUCUUGUGUAG